GCAAACCUCUCUGCUUGCCCCGUCCCGAAGUCGAGAGACACCGUCUGCCGCAAGCGAGAAAUUGCCACGAUGUUGACAGACGCCUCACAGCAGGAGACUGUGGACAGUGUAGACACUGUGGAGAGUGUCGAUACUGGGGAUCAGCCCUUGCCCUCCUCCACUUCUGACGCUGGGACACAGUGUUCUUUGAAGCCCCCCCGAUGGUCUCACGCUGUGCAGGUUAACCUGAAGCCCAAGAUGGUCAGCGUGGGCACACAGACAUCAUUCGGCACACAAACCUCCACUCCCCUUGCUAGUCCUGAACAGACAGAUGAAGAUGAUGAUAAUGCCUCUGUCAUCAGUGACUUAUCGUGGGUGCCCGAAGAGCCGAUGCAUGAGGAGGACUUGUUUGAUGAGGAGCCACCUUACACGUGUGACCCCCAUCACAAUGGCAUUGACAAAUUCAUUGUUUGCCAAGAGGAGCUGAUGGGCCUUUUUGUCAUCUGUCCGGCCUGUUGUGAGAGGUCAGAUAGUAGCAUCGUGCAGCAGGAAGGAACUUUUCUUAAGAUCAAGCAGGUCUGUGCAUCAUGUGGCUACCACCGUUUCUGGCAAAACCAGCCAAUGCUCCACAGGAACAUGCCGACCUGCAACCUCCUGUUAAGCGGGGCCAUUCAUUUCACUGGAUGUUUGGCCACCCAGACAUUAAGAAUGUUGACUCUGUUUGGCCUGCAGUGCAUCAGUGCGAGCAGUUACUUUCGCCAUCAGCGCCGCUACGCCAUCCCUGUAAUCGUUCAGGCCUGGCAAAACGAUCAAGCGAAGAAUUUUAGUGACCUACGGCAAUGGAUGGCGGGCUAGUUCUUGCUGGUGACUGCAGGUCAGAUUCUCCUGGGCACUGCGCGAAGUAUGGAUCCUACUCUCUGAUCGAGGACAGAGUGAACAAGGUGGUGGAUGUUCAGCUUGUUCAGAGCUCAGAGGUCCCCAACAGCUCAUGGUGUGAGCUUGAAGGGCUCAAGCGCAGUGUUGGCCUGCUGAGGGGAAAGGACCUGCAUUUAGCAAUGCUGAUCACGGACCGUCAUCGCCAGGUUGCCAAAUGGGUGAGAGAGGAGCUGAGCCCUGAAGGGACACGGCAUUAUUUUGAUGUGUGGCACAUUGCCAAAAGUCUGGGGAAGGCAUUGGAUGCAGCUUCAAAAGAGUGUGACCAACUACAGCUGUGGAGGCCUGCUAUAGUGAAUCACCUCUAUUGGACUGCAGCCUCAACCCCAGACGGCAACCCAGCAGUCAUGGAGGC
Messenger RNA from Xyrauchen texanus (razorback sucker), 1267 nucleotides. RefSeq lists its product as uncharacterized. The record is from RefSeq and is a predicted model, not a curated record. NCBI's taxonomy places the organism in Eukaryota, Metazoa, Chordata, Actinopteri, Cypriniformes, Catostomidae. The transcript is spliced from 9 exons. The coding region runs from base 70 to 834 and encodes 254 amino acids.